This is a messenger RNA of Verticillium alfalfae VaMs.102, 1198 nucleotides long. RefSeq names its product hemolysin-III family protein. The transcript has 4 exons. NCBI's taxonomy places the organism in Eukaryota, Fungi, Ascomycota, Sordariomycetes, Glomerellales, Plectosphaerellaceae. The record is from RefSeq and is a predicted model, not a curated record. Gene Ontology annotation, cellular component: membrane. Gene Ontology annotation, molecular function: signaling receptor activity. Bases 161 to 658 code for a protein of 165 amino acids.
GAUUUGCUGCCCUCAGCACAUUGGAUCUUGCAAAUGCAUUGCUGGACUCUUGACUUGCGACUUGCCGGCGAGUCCUUCUUGCUCACUCUUUCUUGUUCACGAACAUCUUCCGAUAGUCCAUACUACACACUAGUGAUUUUUUUCAAGCUUGUACUGCAACAUGGAAAUUCAACACGAAAGGACUCGGUUCGAGACGGAUACGCCAGCCCUGCACCCUGUCCCAGAGGCCAGCUUUUCGGCCACAACACUGCACAGGGACAACAGCUUCAUUCUCUCGGGCUAUCGUGAUGUGUCGUUUUCGUACUGGCAAUGUUUGCAAAGUACACUUGAACUCCACAAUGAAACAGUCAACAUUUGGUCGCAUGCCCUGGGAUCGCUGUGGUUUCUUCAUCAAUUUUUCGAUGAUUGUAUCAAAGACGACACCACUGCUCUGUUGACCUCCGAUAGGUUUGCCAUCGGCAUGUUUGACAUGUCAGUGGCUUUAUGCUUCUUCUUCUCUGCAGCCUUUCAUACGUUCAGUAACCACAGCCGCAGUGUUUACAGACUUAGCAACCAGAUGGAUCACUUAGGGUAUCGUCUUGUUAAUGUGGGGAACUGGACUUUUCUGGCGCCCAUUUUGUCUUUCGAUGCCAGCGGACUGCAUACACGGUCCAUCUGACUCUUAUGUCGGCCUCCCGCCGUGCUGAGCGGCCUAGCUACGCUACGACCUGCUUUUCGUGAGACGGGGGACCAACAACCGCGUGUUCUUGUCUAUACAUGUUUCGGUAUCGGUCUCUUUGCGCCGGUGCUCCACGGCUUGUAUGCAUUCGGGCUUGCGGAGCUCGACGAGAGAAUGGGUCUUAGAUCGUUUCUUGGCUUGCGUUGCUCAACUCAAUAGGGGCCUCGCUGUAUCUCUACAAAGCACCAGAGCGGUGGUUGCCUGGCAGGUGUGACCUUGCCGGGCAGGGCCAUAACUGGAUGCACGGGUUCGUGCUUGCUGGAGUAUGGAUGCGGUGUAACGGUCUAGUUCAGCUGGCGAUCCCGAGAAGCGCAAGACAGGAGGUUCUAUGAGUGGUCGAACGAAGGGAUAAUCAUUCAAGCGCCAAUCACGAUCAUGAUCUGCAAAUGAGAUGAUGGGCAUACAUUGGAGGGUUCUCCUGGAGAUAGAGCGGAUUGGCAUCAUAAAAAACUGAAGCUAAGCCUCAGUUCACCAUUCAUC